This is a messenger RNA of Vitis riparia (riverbank grape), 1948 nucleotides long. Its product is annotated as pyruvate kinase 1, cytosolic-like. Gene Ontology annotation, cellular component: cytoplasm. The coding region runs from base 95 to 1678 and encodes 527 amino acids. Gene Ontology annotation, molecular function: potassium ion binding; pyruvate kinase activity; magnesium ion binding. The record is from RefSeq and is a predicted model, not a curated record. Gene Ontology annotation, biological process: glycolytic process. Lineage: Eukaryota; Viridiplantae; Streptophyta; Magnoliopsida; Vitales; Vitaceae. The transcript is spliced from 16 exons.
CAGACCAAAAACAAAAAAAACAAAAACAAAAGCAAAUCGAAGCCAUCGCUGAAAUUCAGUCAGUUGUCUCCGUUUCUUCUAUUGUUGAUCAAAAAUGCAGUCUACUCACUUGCUGCUCGAAGAACCCAUCAGGAUGGCUUCAAUCCUUGAGCCAUCGAAACGCAGUUUUUUUCCUGCAAUGACGAAGAUUGUGGGCACGCUGGGCCCAAAAUCGAGAUCAGUGGGCGUUAUAUCUGGCUGUAUCACGGCUGGAAUGUGUGUGGCACGGUUUGAUUUUUCAUGGGGUGAUGCUGAAUUUCAUCAAGAGACACUGGAAAAUCUGAAGGUGGCAGUGAAGAGUACCAAGAAGCUCUGUGCGGUGAUGCUGGAUACCGUGGGUCCAGAGUUGCAAGUUCUCAAUAGAAGUGAGCACCCCAUUUCUCUUCAAGUAGACUCUUUGGUUGUGCUAACACCAAAUCAGGAGAAAGAAGCCACUUCAAACUUGCUGCCCUUAAAUUUUGGUGGAUUAUCAAAGGCAGUGAAGAAAGGAGACACUAUUUUUAUAGGCCAGUAUCUGUUUACAGGAAGUGAAACUACUUCUGUGUGGCUGGAGGUGACUGAGGUGGAUGGGGAAGAUGUGGUUUGCCUUAUAAAGAAUUCUGCUACCCUGGCAGGAUCCUUGUACACAUUGCAUGUCUCUCAAAUUCGUAUUGAUCUUCCCACACUCACUGAUAAAGAUAAGGAAGUUAUAAGCACAUGGGGUGUUCAAAACAAAAUAGAUUUCCUGUCAUUGUCUUAUACCCGCCAUGCGGAAGAUGUUCGCCAUGCUCGCGAGUUUCUUUCUAAACUGGGUGAUCUCAAUCAAACUCAGAUUUUUGCAAAGAUUGAAAAUAUAGAGGGCUUGAACCAUUUUGAUGAGAUUCUACAAGAAGCAGAUGGCAUUAUCCUCUCUCGUGGAAAUCUGGGGAUUGAUCUCCCACCAGAGAAGGUAUUUUUAUUUCAAAAGGCUGCUGUCUAUAAGUGCAAUAUGGCUGGAAAGCCUGCGGUGAUUACUCGUGUUGUGGACAGUAUGACUGACAAUCUGAGACCUACUCGUGCUGAAGCGACUGAUGUUGCUAAUGCUGUACUGGAUGGUAGUGAUGCAAUUCUUCUAGGUGCAGAAACCCUGCGGGGAUUGUACCCUGUUGAGACAAUUUCCACUGUUAAUAAAAUUUGUGCUGAGGCUGAGAAAGUUUUCAAUCAGGAUUUCUAUUUUAAGAAGGCUGUCAAACAUGUUGGAGAACCGAUGACCCACUUGGAAUCUAUUGCUUCCUCUGCGGUACGUGCAGCCAUCAGCGUGAAGGCAUCUGUCAUUGUUUGCUUCACUUCAACCGGGAAAGCUGCAAGAUUGAUUGGAAAGUAUAGGCCAACAAUGCCAGUGAUAUCUGUUGUCAUCCCUCGGCUCAAGACAAAUCAACUCCGCUGGACUUUUAGUGGUGCAUUUGAGGCAAGACAAUCAGUCAUAGUGAGGGGCAUUUUCCCCAUGUUGGCAGAUCCUCGACAUCCGGCGGAAUCAACAAAUGCGACAAAUGAGUCAAUUCUGAAGGUUGCUUUGGAUCAUGGGAAAGCAUUUGGUUUCAUAAAAUCUCAUGACCGAAUUGUUGUUUGCCAGAAAGUCGGCGAUGCAUCUGUGGUGAAGAUCAUUGAGCUUGAAGAUUAGUACUUGUACUGCUCCUCGUUUUUAACACCUUUUUGUUUUUGAGAUUGGAAAGCCUUGUCCAUGGCCUGCUAAUUCUCCAGAGUUUGAGAGAAGAGCUUGUCUAUAUGGCUAUGUAAUAAGAUUGUACACCAAAGGUAUUUCCGGUUGUUGUGAAUAAACUCAGUUGAAGCCAUGGUACCAAAUUCAUAUUUAAUGGUACCCAUAAAGGUCCUUUUCUGUUGUACCCAAAUGAAUCAGCCAUCAAUAAAUCCUGUUCCACAGUUAAUUAUC